Messenger RNA from Aspergillus ruber CBS 135680, 810 nucleotides. RefSeq lists its product as uncharacterized. The coding region runs from base 184 to 609 and encodes 141 amino acids. The record is from RefSeq and is a predicted model, not a curated record. The transcript has a single exon. NCBI's taxonomy places the organism in Eukaryota, Fungi, Ascomycota, Eurotiomycetes, Eurotiales, Aspergillaceae.
AGACAACGAGAAAAAGGAAAUAUUAAAUGGCAAAGAAGCCGAAGAGGACUAAGGCAUGCGGCAAGGCUGGGGAAAGCGGUCUUACUGUGCGGCUGUAGAACCCCGCAAUAACCACAGAACAACUGGGUGGGAAGCCUUCUUUCUUGACAUUCUGUCUCAUUCAAAACGAGAAAUCUAUUGGUGAUGAUUACUGGUAUUGAAGCUGCUGGCCUGGUCCUCGCUUUGCUUCCUUUGAUGCUCAAUCAGAUAGACAAUUAUGUCCAGGGUCUGCAGACAAUGAAGUCGUUUCGAACUAGGAGAUACCGAGAGCAUCUAGAGAGCUGCGCGGCAAUGCUUGGUGGUCAACAAGCAAUCCUAAUCAACACUAUAGGGCUUGCAUUGGGUGAUGUUGUCCCCGCAGAGAAGCUUUGUGAUCUUAUGCGCGGUCCUGAGGGCAGACCUUCGAAUGAUCCUAAAUUGGAUGAUGCUCUACGCAGUAGACUCGGGCAUAGUUACAAUGCCUUUGCUGCCAUGAUGAGUGAGGCGGCGAAGAUAUUGGAAGAGCUUUCUAGCAAGUUGGAAAUGGAAGCCACAGAUCCUGCUGUUGUAGGUUUUCAUUCUGUUCCUUGAUCGUUACGCAGCCAACCAUUAAUUGCUCAGAUACCUUGGGAAGAGCUUCACGUGGUAUUGCGAGAGACUCGAAAAGUUAAACAUUUAUUCUCCAAGAGCAUCUAGAAUGACUUAUUCAACAAAUUGAACACAGCGAACAGCAUUUUGAAAACACUGGCCGACCAGUCAAUCGACCCUCGUCAGCCCAUCCAAGGCUCCCUG